This is a messenger RNA of Thelazia callipaeda (thelaziosis nematode), 216 nucleotides long. NCBI's taxonomy places the organism in Eukaryota, Metazoa, Nematoda, Chromadorea, Rhabditida, Thelaziidae. The record is from the annotation of a GenBank genome assembly.
AUGAUGGAAGCUACGUCAAACAGUUCUCAGUCUUGGGAAACUGAAUUGCUAUGCGAGGAUUUGGUAGCAUGGUCAGUAGUUGAUUCAGAUUCUUGGGGCUCAGAUUUGGUAUUACUAGCAACAGAAGAUUCUGGUGUAAUUUGCUUAAUCGAAGGUUUAUCUAUACUUGUGAUCGAAGCAGAUGCAAAUCUGCAACAAAUUAUUGUUAAAGAAUAG